This is a messenger RNA of Schizophyllum commune H4-8, 1565 nucleotides long. RefSeq lists its product as uncharacterized. The transcript is spliced from 7 exons. NCBI's taxonomy places the organism in Eukaryota, Fungi, Basidiomycota, Agaricomycetes, Agaricales, Schizophyllaceae. Bases 25 to 1497 code for a protein of 490 amino acids. The record is from RefSeq and is a predicted model, not a curated record. Gene Ontology annotation, molecular function: zinc ion binding.
GUUCCCCACCUUCAUGUACACACGAUGAGCGACCGGCCUCCGACAGUGAACGACCUCAGGGUCAAGCUCUGCUUCAUAUGCCGGGAGGAGGAAACAUACGACCAACCGGAGGAUCCCCCGCGCGCCUGGUGUCAUCCCUGCAAGUGCACGCUGGUUGCGCACGAGUCCUGCUUGCUGCAAUGGAUCCAGUCCGCGGACCGCAAGCAGAACGCGACUUCCUGCAGGCAAUGCGGCGAGCCGUACCGCAUCAUCAGCGACAAUCCCCCUCUCCUCAAGGUCCUGUCGGCGGGGAAUACAGCCUUCCAGCUGCUAGGAAGGAGCUUCACUAUUUUCUUCAUGGCCGGAGUCGGCGGCACGAUCAUGCACAGAGUGUACCAGCUGCUGACAAGAUACGGCCAAUUUGCGUUCCGAGAGAUGUUUGGCGACGAAAUGUACGACCUCAUCCUCACCGAUGACAAGUGCAAGUGGCCCGUGACCGCCUUUAUCCUGCUCCCCUCCCUCCCUCUCAGCCUCAUCUCCGCCCGUCUCUCUCCGGGGUACUCCCCCGCGCUCUUCACCCUCCUCUCCUACUGGCCCGUUGUCCCCUCCAUCGCCGCGCGGCAGUCCUUCAUCAGCGGCCUCAUCGACCAGGAGAUCAGCGACCCCACUACUCCCUUCCGCCGCGCGACGCUCCCGCUGUGGCCACCCUCCCCUGUACUGGUCGGCCUCGGCGGCAUCCCGCUCGUCCAGCGGCUGUACGGGCGCCUGUUCCGCCGCUUCAAGUACUGGGUACUGGACGUGCCCCCGCCUGCCCCCACCACGAACACCCGCGGCGGCGCGGACGACUUUGUGUGGCGCGUCAACGAGGGCUUCGGCGAGGUCAACUUCCGCAUUCGCGCGCUGCGGGAGCCUGCUGGGAACGAGGACGACGAAGUCAACCCUCCCGCCGACCAGCCGCCCGCCCUGGCCCCGCAAGACGCCAACGUCCUCGCCGCCGCCGAGGAGCGCAUCCGCAAGAACGCCUCGAGCCUCGGGCGCAGCGUUGGCGGGGCGCUGCUGGCGCCUACUAUUGCGCGCGUGAUGGGGCAGCUGCUGCUGAGGGUGGCCAGGCACUCGCGGGUGCUGCGCGCGUUCUUGGGGAUCAGGCCGCCAUUGGACCGGAAGUUGGCGUCGAUCAUGGACUAUGCACCAUAUACGGCGGGGUCGGCGAACUGGCGGGCGGUAGUGGCGUAUCUGGUGCGCGGGGCGUGGAGUUGGUCGGAAGCGGAUCCGGUGUGGUGGCGAAAUGCAAUCGGUUUCGGUAUUUUCGUUGUCGCCAAGGACUGCCUCGAGCUCCUGCACUUAUAUCUUACUAAGCGCGAACUCGAGGCGCGCACGGUGAUGGAUAGGGAUUUCUCUGGGAUCGACCCGAAGGAGUUGGACCUUAUUCACCCUGUGCAGGAUGGUCAAGCAUCGGCGUCUUAUACACGAGUGGGAUCCUCUGCGGCGACGAACGCGCAAGAAGGCGCUGCUGCUUGACCACAAUAAUUACAAUCUGCGCAUACGCUACUGUAUCAUGAAAUAUAAAGCCUUCACUCUUCACUCAA